AUGCGGGAGUCGGCCUGUCCCAUCUCGGAAGAGGCGGAAUGCGGGAGGCAGUGCUGGGCAGGUCCAUUGAAGAGCCUGAUGGACAGGAAGGGAGAGGAGGCGAGCAGUGUGGUGAUGGAGGACGGCAGGGAGCAGCUGAUGUUCGAGAUUCCACUGAACGAGUCCGGAUCAGCUGGACUCGGGGUCAGUCUGAAGGGGAACAAGUCCAGGGAGACCGGAGAGGACUUGGGCAUCUUCAUCAAGUCCAUCAUCCACGGAGGAGCCGCUUACAAGGACGGCAGGUUGUGUGUGAACGACCAGAUGAUCGCAGUCAAUGGUGAAUAUUUAGUGGGACGAUCCAACCAUGCUGCCAUGGAAACGCUGAGGCGGUCCAUGUCUGCAGAGGGGACUGCCAGAGGAACCAUACAGCUGCUGGUACUCCGAGCCGGAAAACAGGUCUGA
Molecule: messenger RNA, 441 nt
Organism: Knipowitschia caucasica
Lineage: Eukaryota; Metazoa; Chordata; Actinopteri; Gobiiformes; Gobiidae
Source: the annotation of a GenBank genome assembly